CUCUCGUCGCUGGUCCGAUGGCGAGUCGCUGGCGCUGACAGGCGGCCAUUUUGCUGUAGUUGGGAGUGUAUUCGCGGAAAUUGCAGACUUUCCGACGGAUUAACCGCGGCGGGUUCGUGCGAAAUUGCGCGUUCGUGAAUCCUAUGGCUUGUUUAAACACGUUGAAACAAGAGAUUCGGACUUUGGAAUCGGUAUUCGGCAAGACUCAUGAACGGUUUCAGAUUGUUUCCGCCAGUGUGGACGAACUCAGCUGUAGGUUUAUAGGGAAAAACGGGAAAAAGUACGCCAUCCACGCCAACAUAACGGAAACGUACCCGUCAGUGCCGCCGGUGUGGUUCGCCGACUCGGAGGAGACCAGUAUCACAAAUGCCGUACAAAUAUUGAGCAACACCGAGGGCGUAGACAACCACGUCGUUCACCAAGUGAUAAUACUGCUUAGAGAACUAUGUAGGCUGCACGCGGUUUCCGAACCACCCGACAUCGACAGGCUUCGGAUACUCGAUAUCCAGACUUUGAACAGAAUCGAGAGUAACAUCGAAGCGAUGGAGGACGAGGGUCUCGACAGCGACGCCGAAAUGCCGGAAAGCGACGGCGCGGCGGACGACGACACCGACGACGACGAGGACGAGGACCUCGCGAUGGAAAUGGAGGAGAGCGGCAGACCGAAAGCGGACGAAAUGGGCGUGGAGCAUCUCGCCACGUUGGAGCGUCUGCGGCAGAACCAACGACAGGAUUACCUCAAGGGAUCCGUGUCGGGUUCCGUACAGGCGACCGACCGCCUCAUGAAGGAACUUCGCGACAUAUACAGGUCGGACUCGUUCAAAAACAAAAUGUACCAGAUCGAAUUGGUGAACGAUUCGCUGUACGAGUGGAACGUCAGACUGAUGGCGGUCGAUCCCGACAGCCCGUUAUCCCACGACCUCCAGAUGCUCAAGGAGAAAGAGGGCAAGGACGCCAUCCUGCUGAACAUGUUGUUCAAAGACACGUACCCGUUCGAGCCGCCAUUCGUCAGGGUCGUGCACCCCAUCAUAUCGGGGGGCUAUGUGCUGGUGGGCGGGGCGAUUUGUAUGGAACUGUUGACGAAGCAGGGCUGGUCGAGCGCCUACACCGUCGAAGCGGUCAUUAUGCAGAUCUCCGCUACCCUCGUCAAGGGCAAGGCGAGGAUCCAGUUCGGGCCCCAGAAGGUGUGCUCGCAGGGACAGUACAGCCUGGCGCGCGCCCAGCAGAGCUUCAAGUCCCUCGUGCAGAUCCACGAGAAAAACGGAUGGUUCACGCCGCCGAAAGAAGAUGGCUAAGCAGUGUCGGCGCCGAUUUUUUUCCCUCCUCCCCCCCACCAGCCGCCCCCAUAUUGUUUUUCCCGUAGGAUUUCGCGUCCCGUGUUCCGUUCUUUGGGUCGUAACGCAGGAAGAAGAACGAACGAUCUGUUCAAAUUUCUAUUAGUGCCUAACGUUUUGACGAGCUCGGGAGAAAAGAAAAUAAAUUUAAACGCCCCACCAGGCGGGAUCAUUGACGCGUUUUUUUUGUUUUGUUUCGGAAAUUCACGUGCAAUCCAAGCUAAUCGACCAUUUUUGUUUAACGCGAGCGUCCCGACGUCAUCAUUGUUGUGAUGUUUCAUUUUACCUUCCAUUUCAUUUUUUUUUUCGUUAUUGUUAGUUUCAUUGUAGGUAGGAGGCGUGACGUCAGUUUUUUUUAAUCGGAACGCUCUAGGUUUAGGAGAGGGGCGCGUUUUUUUGUCCAGUCGGUGUCGUCCUUUAGCUUAACUCGGAGUUUUUUUUUUUUUUUCAUUUUUAGGUAUAAUUAUUUUCAAAAUCGAUGGUUAACUCUGUACAUAUAUUACGUCGUAAUACCGUGUAUCGUUUUUUGCUGUAACCUUCACUUCUGGAAACAAAACGUGCUUUGAAUUUUUAAGGCCAAUAAACCAUUAUUAUAA
Messenger RNA from Cylas formicarius (sweet potato weevil), 1930 nucleotides. RefSeq names its product ubiquitin-conjugating enzyme E2 Q1. The transcript has 4 exons. Gene Ontology annotation, cellular component: nucleus. Bases 144 to 1295 code for a protein of 383 amino acids. Gene Ontology annotation, biological process: protein polyubiquitination. The record is from RefSeq and is a predicted model, not a curated record. Gene Ontology annotation, molecular function: ubiquitin conjugating enzyme activity. Lineage: Eukaryota; Metazoa; Arthropoda; Insecta; Coleoptera; Brentidae.